Messenger RNA from Lacerta agilis (Sand lizard), 1821 nucleotides. RefSeq names its product ETS transcription factor ERG (gene ERG). NCBI's taxonomy places the organism in Eukaryota, Metazoa, Chordata, Lepidosauria, Squamata, Lacertidae. Gene Ontology annotation, biological process: cell differentiation; regulation of transcription by RNA polymerase II. Gene Ontology annotation, cellular component: nucleus. Gene Ontology annotation, molecular function: sequence-specific DNA binding; DNA-binding transcription factor activity, RNA polymerase II-specific. The record is from RefSeq and is a predicted model, not a curated record. The transcript is spliced from 10 exons. Bases 341 to 1684 code for a protein of 447 amino acids.
UUGGGCAACACCCCCACAGCCACAAUAGAGGACAAGUAGAUUUCCUUUGUACUGCCUAGUAAAUUUCCUUUUUCCUACUCCCUGUCCGCAAGCCUUAAAAACUUGAAACUCAGAAAAACUUGGGUGGUUUUUUAAAUUCACCAUUCCGUGCUCUGGAUUAUACUUGCAAAGCCCUAUUGUGGGAAGAGCUUCUGAAUUUUCUUGUUGCCUUCGUUUUUAAAACAAAUUUUGGAUAUGUAUCUGAUUUGGACCUUGGACUGCUGAAGCAUUAUCAGUUGUGAGUGAAGACCAGUCUUUAUUUGAGUGUGCCUACGGAACUCCCCACCUUUCUAAGGCAGAGAUGACAGCCUCCUCUUCUAGUGAAUAUGGACAGACAUCAAAGAUGAGUCCACGGGUUCCCCAGCAGGACUGGUUAUCGCAACCUCCAGCCAGAGUCACCAUCAAGAUGGAAUGCAAUCCAAAUCAAGUUAAUGGCUCAAGGAAUUCCCCUGACAACUGCAGUGUGGCAAAAGGAGGAAAGAUGGCCAGCAACACAGAAAACGUUGGCAUGAACUACGGAAGCUAUAUGGAAGAAAAGCACAUCCCACCACCAAACAUGACCACCAAUGAACGGAGAGUUAUUGUUCCAGCAGAUCCUACAUUAUGGAGCACAGACCACGUACGCCAGUGGUUGGAAUGGGCAGUCAAAGAAUAUGGCCUGCCAGAUGUGGACAUUGUGCUGUUUCAGAAUAUUGAUGGGAAGGAAUUGUGUAAGAUGACCAAAGAUGACUUCCAGAGGCUAACACCAAGCUACAAUGCAGACAUUCUCCUCUCACACUUACACUACCUCAGAGAGACUCCUCUUCCACAUUUGACUUCAGAUGAUGUUGAUAAGGCCUUACAAAACUCUCCACGGUUAAUGCAUGCUAGAAAUACAGGAGGUGCAGCUUUUAUCUUCCCGAACACUUCAGUUUAUCCUGAAACAGCACAAAGAAUUACCACCAGGCCAGAUAUACCUUAUGAACAAGCCAGGAGGUCAGCCUGGACAAGCCACAGUCAUCCUGCUCCCCAGUCAAAAGCAGCCCAAGCAUCAUCUUCAACAGUGCCCAAAACAGAAGACCAGCGCCCUCAGUUAGAUCCUUACCAAAUUCUUGGCCCAACCAGCAGCCGUCUUGCAAAUCCAGGAAGUGGGCAGAUACAGCUAUGGCAGUUCUUGCUGGAGCUUCUAUCAGAUAGCUCCAAUUCCAAUUGUAUCACCUGGGAGGGCACAAAUGGAGAGUUCAAGAUGACUGACCCUGAUGAAGUAGCCCGACGCUGGGGGGAGAGGAAGAGCAAACCCAACAUGAACUAUGACAAGCUCAGCCGUGCUCUCCGUUACUACUACGACAAAAAUAUAAUGACUAAAGUCCAUGGUAAGCGUUAUGCCUACAAGUUUGACUUCCAUGGGAUUGCUCAAGCUCUCCAGCCACAUCCUCCAGAAUCAUCCAUGUACAAAUAUCCAUCAGACCUGCCCUACAUGAGUUCCUACCAUGCACAUCCCCAGAAAAUGAACUUUGUUGCUCCCCAUGCUCCUGCUUUGCCUGUCACUUCCUCCAACUUUUUUGCCGGACCCACUCCAUACUGGAAUUCACCAGCUGGAAGUAUCUAUCCUAACACUAGGCUCCCGGCCACCCACAUGCCUUCUCACCUUGGCACUUACUACUAAAGGAAGAAACAAAAUAAUAAGAGGACAUUUCUCCAAGGAAUACAAUGAAUUUUAUUGGAGGAUAUGAGCAAAAAGUGCCUAAAAGACAUGACAAGGUUGACUGGGACUGAAAAAUGCCAUAUACAAAUGCUUUUUUU